Messenger RNA from Prorocentrum cordatum, 2352 nucleotides. Lineage: Eukaryota; Dinophyceae; Prorocentrales; Prorocentraceae. The record is from the annotation of a GenBank genome assembly.
AUGGACAAGCUGAUGACCCUUCCCUCGGCGACGCCGGCGACCAAGCACAGAGCGGUGGGUUCGGCGGGCAUGGAUCAGGACGUGAGGGAGUUGGCCAUCAACACGGCCAAGAGCGUGGUGGGCAUCGACAGCUCCAACAGGCGAAUCCAAGGCGUGCUGGGACAGGUGGCGCUCGUCGACGAACAUCACCCAUACCUCGAGCCGAUCAAGAAGGGAGCCAAAGCCUACGAGCAGGAGAAGCAGGCCACCACCACCUCCGAGGAGCGCUCCCAACUGGUGCCCUCUCACGUUCGCGCCUGGAUCGAGCUGGUGAACUGUGUGCGAGCCGACAAGUCAGUCCCAGACAAGAAGAAAACCGCGCUGAUCGCGUACCACACCAGCCAGUCGGACAUCAAUGCGGUGGGAGCACACGUGAUCACUUGCUUCCAGAAGAAGUGCUACCGUCAGAAAGCGUGGGGCGACAAGGACAGGUUCAAGAUAGAGCUGCUGGUCAUACCCGAGGUGAGGACGGUGGCAACAGAGAUCAUGAAUGCCAUCGCUCUCAAGCCAGAGGUGGAGAUCGAGAAAGGGGCUGCGGAGUUCGCUCAGAAUUCAGUGCUGCAGUUGGCCGCGAUAGAGGCCGCAGAACAUGUGGAGUCCGAUGACCAGAGGGCCGCGGAGCAAGCGGCGUCGGGGCAGCAGCAGGCGGCGCAGCAGGAGGCAGAGCCGGGGCAUCCGGUGCCGGGCGACUGCGGAGGGCCGUGCUCCACGCCACGGGCGCGCGAGCGGCCGCGCGCGGGCAAGCUCCCAGCGCUCGCCCUCAUGAAGAAAGCCGGGGGCCAGCAGCUCGUCGGCCAGGCCCCGCGGGGCUCCCUUGAGCGGCGCAUCCAGCUGCUCGACGAGCUCAAGCUCUGGCACCGGUGCGGGCGCAGCUCCGGCACGGGGGCCGCAGGCGGCAGGGCCGCGAACCCGCUCUGCGGAGGCCGCCCUGUGGCGCACCGCUCUGCAGAGCACGGAGGCAAGAUGAGCUCGCGGAAGGCGCCCACGCAGUUAUACAGCAACUUGUCGCCGGAGCAGCAGGCCAAAUUUCAGGAUGUUGUCGUCGAGCAGCUCAAGACACUCAUCGGCGGGCACCGCGAGCUCUCCGUGCUCGCCGAGUAUAUCGCGGUGAUGCUGCAGUCCAGCCGGCCUCCUGAGCAGAUCGAGUCGGAGUUGGAGGCGUUCCUACAGGAGCAGAGCAAACCCUUCACGGCCUGGCUGUGCAAGGAGCUCUCCAAGCUCACGGGUGGCGGCAAGGCCUCCUCGAGCCGCGCCGCCGACGCAAAGGGCGAGGCGCUGCUGCUGCGUGCCGUGCAAGACGCGCGGCAGGGCGCGGCGGCCGAGCCCGAGGUGGGAAAGCGGUCCCGGAGAGAGAAGCGCCCGAAGGAGGGCGCCGCCGCGGCGGAGGCAGCCGCGCCGGUCCGCGAGAGGCGCCGCGCCAGCAGCGGCGGCGUGGGCGCGGCCGCCGCGGCGGCCGCCGCGAACGUCGCCGAGCAGCCGGCGGGGAGGCACAGAGGCGAGGCGCGAAGCCGCAGCCGGCAACGCAGGCGGCGCGAGGCGCAGCGCGAGGCCGCUGCCGGCAGCGGCGCGGCCGCCUCGAGGAAGGCGCUGUUGACGCCGAACGUUCAGUUCUUGCGGGACGCUUACCACUCAAAGGUGGACGCGCAGGCUGCAGAGCCCCCCCCGCCGCCGGACUCGCGGUGGACCUUCCGCGCGGACGCGUCGGCGCCGGGCGCCGAGCCGCCGCGGACGGCGCCCGAGGGCCUGGCGCCAGCGGGGUACGCGCUGGCCCCAGGCGCCCCCGCCGUGCCCGCGGCGGCACCUGCGCCGCAGGUGACAGUGGUGAGGAACAAGUUUUUCCCAGCCAAGAAGUGGAAGGUGGCCCGGAAGGACACGGUGGUAAGAGCCACCGAACACCUCGACAGCGAGAAAGUCCAGCUGCUGCAGGUGGGCGAGAUCGUCGAGCAGGUGGCGCCCGCCUUCAAGCUGAACAGCGGCAUUGUCCGGAUACAGAUCCGGCACCCGUCUUCCCCGCAGUUCCCCAACCCGAUCGGGUGGGUGACCCAGGACGCGACCGCGGCCGGUGGCCCCAGGUUCCUCGUGCCGGGGCCGGAGCCGAUGGUGAAGAGCGGCUGGCGGCCGCCCGCCGCCGCCCCCGCCUGGGGCGAGGACCCGUCCGCGGGCUGGUGGCCCCCAGCCAAGGGCAAGGGCCGCGGCAAGGGCGCGCCUGCGCCGGCCGCCAGGCCAGCGGCUGCCGGCGGGCGCGGCGGAGGCCAGACCUUCUCGAACCUAACCUGGACGCCGAAGCCAGACGAGGCGGCGCCGGCCGGCUGA